Messenger RNA from Ophidiomyces ophidiicola, 2667 nucleotides. RefSeq names its product Aminopeptidase 2 mitochondrial (gene APE2). Gene Ontology annotation, cellular component: cytoplasm. Lineage: Eukaryota; Fungi; Ascomycota; Eurotiomycetes; Onygenales; Onygenaceae. Gene Ontology annotation, biological process: peptide catabolic process; proteolysis. The record is from RefSeq and is a predicted model, not a curated record. The coding region runs from base 1 to 2667 and encodes 888 amino acids. The transcript is spliced from 3 exons. Gene Ontology annotation, molecular function: metalloaminopeptidase activity; peptide binding; zinc ion binding.
AUGUGUCGAUCUAUGGGAGAUGAUACCGCUGGGGGAGCCGCCUCAAUUGCCGCCGGUCGUGAAAUCUUGCCUACUAAUGUCCGGCCUUUACAUUAUAAUUUGAGCUUGGAGCCUGAUUUCAAGACUUUUACUUACGAUGGAACGGUCAUUAUUGAUCUUGACGUCGUGGAGCCAACCAGUUCGAUCACGCUAAAUGCAUUGGACCUCAAAGUUGAUUCCGCAACCCUGAUGUGGGGUGAUGAAUCGGAGCUGUUGGCUCAUAGUAUCAAAACAGACAUCGAGAAACAGACCGUAACUUCUACAUUUGGACUAGAGCUAGCUGCUGGCUCUAAGGUUAGGUUGAAGCAUACAUUCUCUGGCAAAUUGACGGACAACAUGGCUGGUUUCUACAGGUGCUCUUACCAGGACACUAAUGGGAAUACAAAAUAUAUCGCCUCCACUCAGAUGGAGCCGACAGAUGCCCGGCGAGCGUUCCCGUGCUUUGACGAGCCGGCUCUUAAGGCAGAGUUCACGGUCACGCUCAUCGCGGACAAGAAAAUGACUUGCUUGAGUAACAUGGAUGUUGCCCUGGAAAAGGAAGUUAGCUCAGAGAUGAGUGAUGAGCUUAGGAAAGCGGUCACCUUCAAUAGGUCUCCCCGUAUGUCGACUUAUCUCCUGGCUUUCAUUAUCGGAGAGCUUGACCAUAUCGAGACGAACUCCUUCCGCGUGCCUAUUCGUGUAUACGCUACCCCUGACCAGAAUAUCCAACAUGGUAAGUUUUCUCUAGAACUGGCGGCUAGAACUUUGGAAUUCUACGAGAAGGCCUUCGACAGCAAAUUCCCCCUCCCAAAGAUGGACAUGGUUGCCAUCCCGGAUUUCGCAGCUGGGGCGAUGGAGAAUUGGGGACUGAUAACCUACCGUAUUGUGGAUGUGCUCUAUGAUGAGAAAACCACCGGUGCUUCGACCAAGGAAAGAAUUGCUGAAACAGUCCAGCACGAGCUUGCCCAUCAAUGGUUCGGCAAUUUGGUGACGAUGGAUUUCUGGGAUGGAUUAUGGCUCAACGAAGGCUUUGCUACCUGGAUGUCAUGGUAUUCAUGCAAUAAGUUCUUCCCUGAGUGGAAUGUCUGGCAGAGCUAUGUUGUGAAUGAUCUUCAGAGUGCUCUGGCCCUUGACGCUUUGCGAAGCAGUCAUCCUAUUGAGGUUCCAGUAAAACGUGCCGAUGAGAUUAACCAAAUUUUUGACGCCAUCUCUUAUUCUAAGGGCUCGGCUGUCCUUCGCAUGAUAUCUAUGUAUAUGGGCGAAGAGAAGUUUCUGGAGGGUAUUCGUUUAUAUUUGCGAAAACAUGCUUACGGCAAUACAACUACCUCGGACUUAUGGGCUGCUCUCAGCGAGGUUAGCGGAAAGCCGAUUGAGUCCGUUAUGGAAGUUUGGACCAAAAAGGUUGGAUAUCCCGUUGUCACUGUUGAGGAGAAGCCGGAGGCCAAAGCGAUAUCCGUCCAGCAACAUCGCUAUCUCAGAACAGCAGAUGUCAAGCCCGAAGAAGAUUCAACGAUCUACCCUGUCGUUUUACGAUUGAAGAAUGAGACAUCUGUGGAUGAAACCGUCAUGUUAACAGAGCGAAAGCAGGAGAUCAAAGUUCCAGAUAUGGAUUUCUUCAAGCUGAACGCGGAUCACUCUAGUCUCUUCAGAACGUGCUAUAGUCCCGCUAGACUUGAGAAGUUGGGUAAAGAUGCCAAAGCUGGUCUUCUCAGUGUUGAGGAUAGAGCCGGUAUGAUUGCCGACGCGGGGGUUCUUGCUUCUUCCGGACACCAAACCACCUCUGGGAGUCUUUCCCUGCUGAAAAGCUUUGACAAUGAGUCGGAAUUUGUUGUAUGGAAUCAGAUUAUCAGUCAACUGGGUUCCAUCCGCAGUUCUUGGGUAUUUGAGGAUUCCCAGGUUAAAGAUGCUCUCAAGGCUUUCCAACGUAAUCUAAGCAGUGCCAAAGCUCAUGAGCUUGGAUGGGAGUUUUCGGAGACCGAUGGCCACGUUUUGCAACAAUUCAAGGCUAUGAUGUUCGGCACAGCCGGAGCAGCUGGCGACCAAAAGAUCAUUGAUGCGGCUAAGGAGAUGUUCCGUAAUUUCGCCGAUGGGGAUUAUACAGCCAUCCACCCCAACCUGCGAGCCAGCGUAUUUGACCUUGUUCUUCGGAACGGGGGAGAGAAAGAAUAUAACAUCAUUUUUGAUCGGUAUAAGAAAGCGUCCACGUCUACGGAGAAGAACACGGCGCUCCGGUCUUUGGGAAGUGCUCAGCAGCCGGAAUUGAUCCAACGCACCCUGAAACUAGCAUUGUCGGAUGAGGUACGGGCGCAGGACAUUUACAUGCCGCUGUCCAGCCUUCGAGUACACACAGCCGGAAUUACCGCGCGGUGGGAAUGGCUAAAAAAGGACUGGGAUGCAGUGGUCAAGCGAUUACCGCCGGCAUUCUCCAUGCUAGGCACAGUUAUACAAAUGUGUACUGGUUCUCUGACAACGUAUGAACAAUUGAAGGACGUCGAGGAUUUCUUCAAGGAUAAAGAAACGAAGGGAUUCGACCGAUCCCUGGAACAAGCCUUGGAUUCAAUCCGCGCAAAGGCCGGCUGGGUUCAGCGUGAUCGACAGGAAGUGGCGGCAUGGCUAAAGACGAAUGGAUAUCUUAACUCGAAGCUGUAG